Molecule: messenger RNA, 6508 nt
Organism: Cololabis saira (Pacific saury)
Lineage: Eukaryota; Metazoa; Chordata; Actinopteri; Beloniformes; Belonidae
Product: protein diaphanous homolog 1-like
Exons: 27
Coding region: 595-4368 (1257 amino acids)
Biological process (GO): actin cytoskeleton organization; actin filament polymerization
Cellular component (GO): cytoplasm; actin filament
Molecular function (GO): microtubule binding; actin binding; small GTPase binding
Source: RefSeq, a predicted model, not a curated record
CGCGCUUCCCCGUUCACACACAGGGUUCAAAACUUUACCAAACUCCAAGCCUGCAUGGAAAGCACUAUUUUGGAAGAACCGCUGACUCGAGGCGCACCAUUAAGACCGACCUCGUAGUCUUUCGAGGUUUGAAACAAACCAGUGGACAGAAGAUAAGGAUAAGCUUUCUUUUUUUUUGUUUUUUUUUUCUCCUCUCUCCAACUUCACCUUUUCUCGGUAGCGGUGAGAUUAGCCCGGAGCUAAGGCGCUGCGCGUUUACGCAGCGCUGCUUUUGGAGGGUAAUACCAACACGCUUCAGCGUUUUUGAAGGUGUUAAAUGCAGUUUGGGUUUUGUUAAGGUUUUCUCCUGGGCCUGCAACAGGUCGUGUUCGUGCCUGAGCUUUGAAUUUCCCUCCUUCAGGGCUUUGGUGAAGGGGGGGCUGGUCUGUCUGGCAGACCCCCAGACCUUUAGCCACGCUGUGCUAAUUGUCGCUAGCUCGGGGAGUCUCCAGGGAAAUCCCACUUUUUUUUUUAAGGAACCUUGUCGUGCUUAAAGUGACGAGAUUAAACCGCUACACGUGUUUAAUUGGAAAAGAAACGGAUUAAUUUAUUAAUAUGGAUCAACAACACACUGGAAACUCUGCCUCGGCUGGUCCCAAGAAAGACAAGAAGUCCAAGAAGAGCUACGAGGAUGGAGAUGGGAAGAAGAAAUUUAAACUCAAACGGCUGUUUCCUGAUGAGUUGGAGCGUUUCACCAGCAUGAGAAUGAAAAAGGACAAGGAGAAGCCUGGCCACAUUCCAAGUCAGCGCCAUUCUUCAGCUGCCAACAUCGACAUCAGCGCUCAGACUGCCAUGCUCACGGAUCACUCUGAUGAAUAUGUCCUGGAACUCUUUGAACAGAUGUUGGUGGAUAUGAACCUGAAUGAGGAGAAGCAGCAGCCUCUGAGACAGAAAGAUAUGAUGAUCAAACGAGAGAUGGUCUCCCAGUACCUUCAUACCUCCAAAGCUGGUCAAGACCAAAAGGAGAGCUCCAAGUCAGCCUUGAUGUACAUCCAGGAGUUGAGGUCAGACUACCGAGACACACAGCUGUUGGCGUGUCUGGAAUCCCUACGUGUCUCGCUCAAUAAUAACCCUGUUAGUUGGGUGCAGAAUUUUGGAAAUGAGGGUCUGGUUCUGCUUCUGAAUAUGCUUCGAAAAUUGCAGGAGGAGAAAGAUGAGUACCCAAUGCUGGGAGUGAAAUGUCAACACGAGAUAAUUCGCUGUCUGAAAGCCUUCAUGAACAAUAAGCAUGGUCUGAAAUCCAUGUUGGAGUCAGCUGAGGGAAUUCCUCUGCUGGUCAAAGCCAUCAACCCUAGAGUACCUCUCAUGAUGGUGGAUGCUGUCAAGCUGCUCUCUGCCAUCUCCAUCUUGGAACAUCCUGAAAACCUUCAUGAACGUGUCUUGGAGGCUAUUACAGAGGAGGCUGAAAGACGGGACAUCGAGAGGUUUCAGCCCCUUAUUUCUGGCAUGACAAAUCUCAACAUUAGUCUUAAGACUGGCUGCAUGCAGCUAAUCAACGCCUUAAUCAGUCGGGGAGAGGAGUUGGACUUCAGAAUCCAUAUUCGCUCUGAACUGUUCAGAUUGGGACUUAGAGAACAGCUAAAGGAUGUGCGAACGAUAGAAAAUGAAGAGCUGAGAGUUCAACUCCUUGUGUUUGAUGAGCAAACCGAAGAUGACUCAGAAGACCUCAAAGCACGUCUUGAGGACAUUCGUAUUGAAAUGGAUGAUGUGAGGGAAGUGUUUGAGAUCCUCGCCAACACAGUGAAGGACUCCAAGGCUGAAGGUCACUUCCUUUCUGUGAUGCAGCACCUGCUACUGAUCCGUAAUGAUUAUUUGGCCAGGCCUCAGUACUACAAGUUGAUAGAUGACUGCAUCGCUCAGAUUGUACUUCACAGGAAUGGGGUGGACCCUGACUUCAAGUGCCGUAACCUCAGCCUCAACGUCGAAGGCUUGAUCGACAAUAUGGUGGACCAGACCAAAGUGGAAACCAGUGAAGCCAAAGCUGUUGAGUUGGAGAAAAAGCUGGAUGCAGAGUUGACGGCACGCCAUGAGCUGCAGGUGGAGAUAAAGAAACUGGAGGGUGAUUAUGAACAGAAGCUGCAGGACCUGAGCCAAGAGAAGGAGCAGCUGACCUCUUCUAAGCAGGAGAAAGAAAAUGAGAACCAAGGACUCCAGCAACAGCUUAACGCUUUGCAAAAUCAGAUUGAAAAGCUGUCAAAGGAUCUGGAAGAUGCCAAAACUAAAGUCAUUACAGUUACUGUUCCUGUGCCAAUGCCUGGUGUGACCACUGCACCUACCUCUGUCCUUUCCCCUGGCCAGAAUGCUGGUAUGCCCCCACCUCCUCCACCCCCACCUUUACCAGGCCAGGUAUCCAUCCCUGUUCCCCAAGCCCCACCACCUCCUCCUUUACCGGGUCACGCAGGCAUUCCUCCUCCUCCACCCCUACCUGGCAUGCCAGGACCACCGCCACCUCCACCCCUACCUGGCAUGCCAGGGCCUCCACCGCCUCCACCCCUACCUGGCAUGCCAGGACCACCGCCGCCUCCACCCCUACCUGGCAUGCCAGGACCACCGCCGCCUCCACCCCUACCUGGCAUGCCAGGACCACCGCCGCCUCCACCCCUACCUGGCAUGCCAGGACCACCGCCGCCUCCACCCCUGCCUGGCAUGGCAGGACCACCUCCACCUCCACCGUUGCCAGGAAUGGGACCUCCACCACCACCACCGCCCGGGGGUCCAGGUAUGCCACCUCCACCACCAUUUGGCAUGGGAGGCUGGGGUGUUGCUGCGCCACCUUCCUUACCUUUUGGGCUCCAACCUAAAAAGGACUACAAGCCUGAAGUCCAGUUGAAGAGAGCGAACUGGAGUAAGAUUGGACCUGAGGACCUCUCUGAGAACAGUUUCUGGAUCAAGGCCAAAGAGGGGCAAUUUGAAAACAAUGAGCUCUUCGCCAAACUCACUCUAACCUUCUCCUCACAAACCAAGACAAAAAAAGAGCAGGACGGUGGAGAUGAAAAGAAGCAGCAAACGAAGAAGAAAGUGAAGGAACUGAAGAUUCUUGAUUCAAAGUCUUCACAAAAUCUCUCAAUUUUCCUGGGAUCAUUUCGUCUACCUUAUGAGGAGAUCAAGAAUGCGGUCCUGCAGGUCAACGAGAAGAUCCUUACAGAAUCCUUGAUUCAGAACCUAAUCAAGCAACUGCCUGCAGCAGAUCAGCUGAGCGUUCUGGGAGAGAUGAAGGAUGAAUAUGAUGAUUUGGCCGAGUCUGAGCAAUUUGGAGUGGUGAUAUCCAGUGUGAAGCGACUAACGCCAAGGCUUCAGGCCAUCUUGUUCAGGCUGCAAUUUGAGGAGCAGCUAAAUAACAUAAAGCCAGAUGUGGUAUCAGUGACGGCAGCCUGUGAGGAGCUCAGAAAAAGUGACACCUUCGCUAAGCUGCUGCAGAUCAUCCUCCUAGUUGGGAACUAUAUGAACUCUGGCUCCCGCAAUGGAAUGGCUUUCGGCUUCUCCAUAUCGUACCUCUGCAAGCUGCGUGACACCAAAUCAGCUGAUCUGAAACAGACGCUCCUCCACUUUCUUGCUGAUUUGUGCCAGGAGCAGUAUCCUGAAGUCAUGAGCUUCCCUGAUGAGCUCAUACAUGUGGAAAAGGCCAGCAGAGUUUCUGCAGAGACGAUUCAGAAGAAUCUCGAGCAGAUGGGCCGUCAGAUCAAGAGCUUACAGAAAGACCUGGAAACGUUCCCUCCUCCACAAAACGACAAUGACCUCUUUGUGGAGAAGAUGUCUAGUUUUGUGAGCCACGCCCAGGAACAUUUUGAGAAGCUCGACCUGAUGCAUAAGAAUAUGGAGAAGCAGUACCUUGACCUGGGGGACUAUUUUGUCUUCAAUCCAAGAAAAAUAUCAGUGGAAGAGUUCUUUGGAGACCUCAACAACUUUAAAAACAUGUUCCAGCAAGCGGUGAAAGAGAACCAGAAGAGGAAGGAGUCUGAGGAGAAGAUAAAGAGGGCCAAACUGGCAAGGGAAAAGGCAGAGAAGGAGAAGGAGGAAAAACAAAAGAGGAACCAGCUCCUUGAUAUCAACGCAGAGGGUGAUGAAACUGGUAUCAUGGAUGGCCUGUUGGAGGCGCUGCAGUCUGGCGCUGCUUUUAGGAGAAAGAGGGGACCUCGGCAAGCAGCCAACCACCGACGAGCUGGUCAUGCAGUGACUAAUAUCCUGGCUAAAGAGCUGAUGCAGGACGACGCACCUUCAUCCAGUAAAAUAGCCGCAAAAAAGGCAAAGUCAGAAAAGGAGGAGCCAAAACUAGAAGGAGCAGAGUCCCUAGAGGAGUUGCUGGAAUCUACUCUCUCCCGGUCUAGUUAGCCUUCCAGGUAGCAAGUGUUUUACUCCCAGUCAGUGAUAUUCCAUGCAGUUAUUUUAUUUUAGGCGUUCCAGCAGCCAUUAUUAACUGUGUGGUUCACAGCAUUUUUCCACCCUUUUUCUUCAGAGGACCUUCUUUUAGGAUAACAUUGAUUGUUUCUUCUGGGAUAGCGGGGAGAGGCAGAGCCUGAGGGCAGGGCUCUCACCUCAGCUUCAGCCUCUGCAUUGCCUUGACAACGUCAAAAAGAUUUACUUGCUUUCUUCAGCAAAUGCACAUAUAUGUUCACGUCUUUUUGUCUUUUGCUGGUCACUCGAUUUAACUGUCAUCCAUCAAAGGGCAUCUUGAGUCAUUCCAAAGACUUUCUUAAGAGGGAGACACUUUUGAUGUUGUUAUUGUCGUCGUCAAUCCUAAAAUUACCUUGGGAAUAUAUCUGGAAUCUGGCAUAUCCCACACGUGGCUCAGAGGGCCAUUGGAAUGUUUCAGCCACAACCACUUUGCGCUUUUUUUUUUUUUAAUCUGAGGAAAAAUUGCUGUGAAUAAUUGAGAUACUGUGUGUAAACUGUUAGUAAUCAGUUUAUCUGUAUUCAUUGAAAUAAGUGCCAAUCAGUUUUAUUAUCAUCAUUUGCAGGUGUCCAGUUGUAGUUUGCACCAGACUGGCACGUAGACCAACUUAUCAACAGCACUCAUCACCUGGUUUAUGUUUAAGUUUGGUUUAUACUAAGAAGGGAUUUUGCUCACCGGUGUGCUUGCACAAGUCAUAGUUUUUACAUAAAAUUGAGAUGACUUACAUACGUUUAUCCAAGUUGUCUUACCACAUUUCAAUAUAUAUGUUGCUGGAGAAUGUGCUUUCAUUCUUAAACUUGUCCCCCACCCCCACAUAAAAGAAGAAUCAGACAAUACAGGAGACUUAAGAUGAUGGGUUAAAACACAAAACUUGCUUCUCUUCUAAGGUUCUUCCACACCAACAUACUGUAGCCUGAAUGGGUCACAUUCCUGUGUCUUUACAUACGAGAGUCUGAGUGUGACAUACGCGGCCUAUGUUUAGUUUAGUGUGCGGAGUCAACUUCUUGUGUUUAUGUAAGUAGGUUUGAGUGCAUGUGUUGCCAUCUGUAAUUACUGUUCGGUACCAGCCAUGCUGUCAUAAAGAUAGCAUUGUGGUCUUUCUGCAGAGAAUAUAGCACACUGGAAAAUAGUCCAGAAACUGCAGAGACAAAUAUGUGCGUUUACUCACGUUAGCUUGUGUGCUCACCCACCCCUUGCAUGUUGACUAUAACGUUUAUUUUUUCUGCCCGGCCUUGCUUCUAUUUGUAUUCAACAGCCAUCAGCCUUCAUGUCGCCAUGAUAUUGUGGUGUUAUAUCUGACAGGAAGCCUGUGAGCUGACGUCAGCUGCUACAUUCAUGUUUUACUCCUAUGCAAAUCGGUUGGUGCAGAGUGCAUUAACUCGACUCGUCUCUGAUAACUCGACUCGUCUCAGGAAGAACAAACCUCUGGGUUUGAGCUGUCCGCGUUAACCCACCAACCCUCCAAGCUGGGGGGGAUGGAGCUUAUAAAAGGGCACUGAUGAGGCAUCUUUCAUUAAUACUAUUGUUUAUUUUUGUUAUUUGAAGUGGCACUUGAACUCCAUUCGAGGGAAUACAUUGAAGCACUGGAGCUGUAAAAGUGUGUGUUUGGACCGAGUGCUUCAUUUUAAUCUUAGAAUUUGUCAAAUAAAUAACACGUCAUCCGCAUCUUCUGAGUCUGUGUCUGCACAUACAGGACCUGAACUUCCCUUGGUCCUGCAAGAAACAAGUCCCUGCUGUAUUUAUACAGACACGAUUGCUGUUUUAUGUCUGAUAUCCUUCUCGUGUUCAAGUAAAGGGCACCAGGUGAUUGUGUGAGCGAGGUACUGUAAGUCUUCAAAGUGAAAGAGCAUCAGAUCGAUGAGGGAAAGGAUAUCAAAACGUCACUGGAGUUCCUGUCCUGAUUUGGGUUAUUUCUUUUGUUCAGUAAUUGCUUUUCCUUUUUUAAGAGAUUGUUUUCUAUGUAAAUUUUAUGAUCAUUUUUAAUGUAUUUGAAUGAAAAUGUUUUUGCUUUUUGAAUACAGAGUAAUGCACACUGUCUUUCUAUUUGUUACACCAAACCAUUAAAAAUGUCUUAAGUCA